Messenger RNA from Microbotryum saponariae, 2421 nucleotides. The record is from the annotation of a GenBank genome assembly. NCBI's taxonomy places the organism in Eukaryota, Fungi, Basidiomycota, Microbotryomycetes, Microbotryales, Microbotryaceae.
AUGAUUCUCCCCCGAGCACCACUCUGCGAAGCCGAUACGAUGACGCAAGUAAUCAUUCGACCGGCGGACCGGAAUCGACUACGACAGCGUGCGAUGAGUGUGCCGAAUGUGUUCGACUUGGACGCGAAUGGACCUGCGAAGGCGGGCUCGUCAGUACCGGGCCCCAGUGCCUUCCCUCGCUAUACUCGUCGCGGCGUGGCACGGCUGUGCAAUCGCCCAUCUCGGCUACGUACCCUCAUGGCCCGUGCGCUCUUUGGGAUCUGUGUUAUUGUCUUCUUGAGAAACUUCUUCGCAUUUUCGGGGACAAAUGGUGAUUCGUCGGGCGGAUUCGGGUUGGGUUGGGGUUUCUUGCGAAGGCAUCUCGUAGGGUUGCCCGAACGGUCGCGCGCCUCGUCCGGCGAGGGAUGGACGCUCGAAGAAUUCCUCGACUACCACUUGCCGCUCAACUUGACCCAGGAAGAGAAAGCGGCCCACAUUUUAUUUUCGACCAGUUUGGAGACAGGCGUCCCACCGCCCCCUCUGCCACAGCCUUACCACAUUUGGCUGACGGCGGUGAAUCGGUACUCGUUCGUGGAAGCGAGGAGUUUGACCCACUUUUGGAAAAUGAAGAAUGAGGCAAGGGCAGCAGCAGGGGACAAAAUCGUCCAUGUCGUGACACUAUGCUCGGAUCCAGAUUGCUUGAAAAAGUGCAAAAAGGUCGAGCACGAAAUGCUUUGCUAUGGUGGGUUCGCACGAGACGUGCCAGAGCACUGGGAUGCGCUCGACUGGACAAAAGCUUGCGGUGCGUCAACGCGAUAGCGCUUGAUACGGCUGGGGUUGAUUUCAGUCUGAUGAAGUUGCAUUACAGGUGCUCGUGAUGUCCUCGAAUCGGGUCGCAACGUGUUACUCGGCUCCGAGCUCGUCCUUCGAAAAGAUCCCUUUCCUCGACUCGAGCGAUAUUUCCCCGUCUCGGACGUCAUCAUCGCCGAGAAUGUAACCGGUACGGACUCGGGGCACCUCAGUACAAGUUUGAUUUGGAUGAGGAGCAUACCCGAAACGAUCGAGUUGUGGUACGAUGUGUUGGAGCGGAUAGCGAACGCCACGGCUUCGCAUAAUCUGAUUGAAACCCCUGAGGCCGGGGAGCUUGCCAUACCGGACGCGGCUGCAGAAGUAUGGACGGUGCUCACGCUGCAGGAAGCUUUCAAUGAGGUGCGUUUCCCCGUGUGUUACAACACCCCUGUGAGAAAACCUCCUGACGGGACAUCUCUACCCCGUCCAGGUUCUGCAUUCGACCGAACUCCGAGUUACGGAUGAGUUCUCCGAGGUGCGCCUACGACGCAACUUCAACACCGGCAACGGCCUUCGUGUUCAUGCUCUCAGCGAGGAACACUCCGAAAUUGCCGCUUUCAAUUACCUUCUCGAUCUCGAGGACAUCAAUUCCCCCGACGAUGUUUACGCCGAUGCCUCGAUCGUUCUCAUGCCGUGUGUCGAUGGAGGAGGGUUGAGGUCCUUCUUUGCGAAAUAUCAUGGCAUGUGGACCAAUGUCGGUGCUUAUUAUUCGAAACCGGCACCUUCCUUGCGUAUCAAGAGCAUGUCGGGCUCGAGGGGGGCGUUGGCGAUACAAUUGCGCAUCGUGCUCACCUUGUGCAAGUACACGGGACGGGCGUUCCAACUACCAGAAACGGUGACGUAAGUUAUUAGACUGAGGCCAAUCAGCGAAUCCAACUCUUUCUGAGAAUGGGCCUACAUCCUACCUCUAUCAAACGAUAGGUUCACCGACUCAGUCGAUGCGACCUUACCCGUCUGGCGCGCGCUCCCGUUGUCACUCAUCACUGGACCGAUGGGGAUACGCAUCCACGAGCCAGGAUUCGAUUCUCACGCCGCGAAGUAUCAUCUCAAGACCGAGGGUGUCGAUGAUCCGGUAGUCGAGGACCGCACCGUGAGUGCGAGCGGGUGUUCAAGCCGAGCCCCUGUGUUUUGCCGGCGCCGACUGAUACGAUCCGGACCUUUAAAUACCACGCAGGAAGUGGAGCUAGGUAAGCUGAACAUUCGAAUUCCAUCCUUGAGGUGUACUCACCUCACGUCUACCUCUCACUAGACAUCCGCUACAUGAUCGGCGUUGACGAAAUCAUCAAGCGUCUCAAAUCGUCCGUCUACUCUAACUCGCCUCGGGUCGUUCUUAUAGGUUUCGAACCAAACGCCGCCGCCCCCUGGCGUGGUUGGAAAGGUGCAGGACCGGUAUCUCGAAUCAACGUGUGCAAAAACUUGAAGUUGGAGCCGAGGUGCGGUGAGAUUUGUAGUGGUCAUUCUGUGCAUGGUACGAUGCCGAAGAAGUGGCCGUCGUUGGAUAAGUACCUUACCCCGCCAAAGGAUGAUAGUGCUGUGAGUGCGGGAGACUUUUUCGAAGGAGGACCGGCGCAAUCCGUACUGAUGAUUAUGUGA